GUUUUGAUGGACAACACGGAAUCUGGAUCAGUUUCGUCGUUUUAUUCAUUCUGUCGAUGGCCUUAUGAAAAUCUGGCGCAGCGCUGCCACGAGCCAGCUGGAUAUGCAGUCAAGUAUUCGUUGCAUUUCCAGCCGAACGGGCUGGCGUGUUAGCAUCGCGAUAGCAAUGUAGGUAACAUUAGCUGGGACGCUUGGACAGAAAUAGCCAUCCCUCAUAGAAACGGCAGCCUGCUCCGGUGUUUGGACCCGCUUUGUGUGCAGAAAUUGGCCAGUUUGUAGCUGCUCUGGAAUGCAUCUCUCCAAGAAAUGUUCCGCCUUCAAAGUGGUGCUGAGUGCUCUGCUGAUAGUGGCGCUCCUGCAGCUCAUAUACCUGUCCUUCUUAUCCAAGUUUCACGGCAAGCAGCAGCGGUACCGGUACUCUGAGCUCUUUGGAGGAUCCGGGGGCAAGAAAAAUGGGCACCACGAAAAAAACUCGCGGAAGGAGCGCCUGAGGUACUCGCUGUCUACCGGCGGCAUCUUUGACAAUAGUGGUCAGUACCGGGUGUACAAGAACUUGAUCAAAAGUGACUUCACCACAAAUCAGAAGCCAGGAUCCGACCCGAGCUCUAACGUCCUGGCUUUAGCCACACACACAACCAUCAACAACCUGCAUCACCUGGAAUCUCUUCUGGAAAGGUGGCAAAACCCUCUCUCUGUGGCCAUAUUCGCACAUGGGCAAGAUGUCAAGUUUGCCACAGCUCUGGUCUAUGCACUCAGCUUCUUCUGCCCUCAGAUUCAAGCCCUGGUGGACUUCCACUUGGUCUGCCUCUCAGGAGAGAUGGCCAGUUUCCCUGAGCAGGACCGUGAGCAUUUUGUGGGGCUUGAGGACUGUGCCUCUGUGUUCUCCAGACUGGAGACCCACAGGGAUAAAUACAAGAACUAUGCCAUCAGUGGAAACAUCUCCUACCCCAACAACCUUCUUCGAAAUGUUGCCCGAGGUGGCACGGAGUCCUCCUACAUCCUGGUCAUUGACAUCGACAUGAUGCCAAGCGCCGACCUACACCAGCAGUUCCUGGCCAUGAUCAUGAGGCGUGAGCCAGCCAGUGAUGAGGUAUUUGUCUUGCCCGCCUUCGAGAUCCGCCACGCCAGGAAGAUGCCUGCCACCAAGGCGGAGCUGGUUCAGCUCUACCAGGUAGGUGAGGUCCGGCCGUUCUAUGAAGAGCUGUGUCCUCGCUGUCAAGCCCCCACCAACUACUCACAGUGGGUUAACAGCCACGUCAGGGAGACGGGCACCCUGGAAGUUGCCUACACACUCACCUGGGUGGACCCCUGGGAGCCUUUCUACAUUGGGCCCCACACUGUGCCCCUUUACGACGAGAACUUCAAGCAAUAUGGCUUCAAUCGUAUCAGCCAGACCUGCGAGCUCCAUGUGGCCGGAUACAGGUUCUCUGUGCUGAGCUCAGCCUUCGUGGUGCACCGGGGCUUCAAGAUCCAGGGGGAGUUCCACGCCAGGAAGGACGAGGAGAAUAAACGCAACCGGGUUCUGUUUCGCACCUUCAAAGAGGGCCUCAAAACCAAAUACCCAUCCUCCAACCGACGAUGCUGAGACAAGAUGGGGACUAUAUAUCCUGCCUCUAUCAGUCCCUAAUGAAAUCAGUCUUCUGCUCAAGUUACGGACGUACAUUUUUCUUAUUUUAGCUAGAUUCAGCUUCCAGUCAGACUCCCCCUGCACAAAACGUCCUAGUUUUUCUAUGAUUUCUUGCGAUAAUGGCACAGUUGGAGUUUAAUCCAACUCUUGGGUUUAUUUCAAGUCUGUCUGAAAAUGAGCAGCAAGGAAAUGUUCUCUGGGGAUUUCUGAAAGCGUCCUGCUACUCGGGACUGAAAGGAAGAAAUUAUUAUUCAAGAUUGGAAAACUGGCUGGCGACUCAUGAGAUUACGGUUUUGUUUUUUCAGUCAAAUGCAAAUCUAAAACCUAGCUGGCAUUUGAUUGACGUGAAUGCUAAAAGCAUGUGGGGCACGUUUUCUAUUUUAAAACAUUUUUGAGCUUGUCCAGAUUCAAAAAUAGACACAACAAUGUGACUGUAAGACACCAAGUCUCUACAUGAUCACUAAGAGACAAAAGUCCUAAUUUCACCGUAUGUUAACAUUAAGUUGAAGGUUCUAUAUUUCCUGACAGCUGAUCAAAGACUGCUUUGUACCUCAAAGUCCAACUGAAAUCAUGUGCAGUGAAAUGUAAUGCCAAAAUAAAGGGAAGAAAAAAGGGUCUUUCUACCCAAAAUAUAGAACCGUGAUUUUACAGCUUUAUGCAAAAAUCGUUUAAAAUGAAUCAAUAUGCCUGGCUGUUUGAAUAAGUAGAUGGAGAACGAACAGCCUUCUGACUGGCUCUUGCAAAGACAGGAGGCACAAUCAUCAUGCUGUAGCAGGACAAAAAAACAAAAAACGUGCAAUUCAAUUUCAGUUCAGUUCAAGUGUAACACAAUGGCAAUUCAGUGUGACUAUCAUUGGAAAUCCUAUCUAUCAGUACAGUGGGAUAUCAACCCUGACUCUGAAGUCCUUUCAACCUCUGUGCCAAUCAAUGACAUACUCUGACCACCAGAUGGCAACAGGCACUGCUGUGUUUGAGUAUAUUUGCCUGAUGGGAGUGCUAGAGGUGCUACAGCAGAACACAGGCAUUACACAACGCCGGUGUGUGGCACUCAAGGGGAUGUGAAUUUACUCUGCGCCACAACUGUCAGCACAUUUCAGAAAUUUUCAUACCCUUGGGAGUGCUUGUUCAUACCACAAACUGAAGAGAUUACUCACUACACAGAACCUUACAUCGAUCAUUACACAUCACUAUAAUUUCAUCAAGACUAUGGAAAACUACUGUAUCAUAACACUGAGGGUCUGAUAGUCAGUGGUAGACGGUUAGAUUAUCUGGAGUUGUGGGGGGCGGGUUUCUACCCUCUGAAGUAGACUCCAUGAUGGGGGCAGUGGACUGCAGGUAGAAAUGUAGCAUGAUUACUGGGUAGUGAUAAAAAUACUGCACAAUCAAAAAUGUAAACCACAAACAAAAGUAGCCUGUGUUGUCUAAAGGAUUGCUGUGGAAACGUUUAUCUGCACACCACUAGAAAAUAGCAAAUUAUAGAUCUUAAAACCCAGAUUCCAAAAAAGUUGGGAUGCUGUGUGUAAAAAAAAAAAACAGAAUGUUUUCCUUUGAUCAUGCUUUUUGACUAGUACUCAACUGAAAACAGUACAAAGACAAUAUAUUUAAUGUUUUACAUCACAAGCUGCAUCCUGGAAAGGCUCAGUCGUUCACAAGCAAGGAUGGAGCGAGGUUCACCACUUUGUGAACACAUGGUUGUAUGAAGGAUGUUACUACAUGAGCUCAGGAACACUCAUAAAACCGUUGUUGGAAAACAGAACUUGUUUGCACAUGGUUGCGUUCUGCUUUUCUUUCAAUUCUCCACAGUGUCUCAACUUUUUUGGAAUCGGGUUGCACACAUUAUUCUGUAACUUACUGGUGCGUACACGACAUACAGUAUUAAACCUCGACUACCACUCUUCUCAUGUCUGUUUAGCGAAACUGCAAAGUAUACAUGUACAAAAUAUAUUUUAAGUGUUAAGUUAUGUAACUGUUGGAGAGAUUUAAAUAUUUUUUCCUUCCUCACUUGUAGUGCUUAUAAUUAUAUUUAUUGUGAAAAUGUUUUCUGUUAACUGGAAUUAUUUUUUUUUAUGACCCCAAGCAGGUAAACUGUAGCACGAAAUUGUGUUUGGUGCAAAAAAUUAUGUUUUGUAUGAUACUUUUUUGUUUUUGGACCACUAUAAAAUCACUUUUCUGUGGUUUAAGGAGUGAGAUCAAGUUCAACAGAUUACCUUGUGUCAUGACGUGGUGUUGUUUUGUUUUUCUCAUGUGUCUUUUCCUUAUUUGACACUUUUUUUUGUAUUUAUUUUUUCCUUUGUGUUCAUAACAUAAUGCCUGAUUUGUAUUGUUGGAAUUUCUAUUAAACCUACUGAAUGACUUUUA
This is a messenger RNA of Chelmon rostratus (copperband butterflyfish), 3985 nucleotides long. It is a transcript of the gene b4gat1, whose product is annotated as beta-1,4-glucuronyltransferase 1. Bases 290 to 1585 code for a protein of 431 amino acids. The transcript is spliced from 2 exons. NCBI's taxonomy places the organism in Eukaryota, Metazoa, Chordata, Actinopteri, Chaetodontiformes, Chaetodontidae. The record is from RefSeq and is a predicted model, not a curated record. Gene Ontology annotation, molecular function: glucuronosyltransferase activity.